GUGUGUGUGUGUGUGUGUGUGUGUGUGUGUGUGUAUGUGUGUGUGUGUGUGUGUUUUGCAGGUGUGUCCGUUUUAAUUCUGCCCAGUAGGUGGGACUUGGUGACUUUAGCACCAUAUUUUCCUUUCCUUUUUUUUUUUUUCUUUUUCUUUUUUGCCUCCCCACCGUCUGUUGCAACCCUGCAAAGUCUCGGAGUCGGAGAGCGCGACUCGCUUCCCGAGCCCCCGGACCCCGCGAGCCGGCGAGCGCCGAGCCGGCCACCAUGCCAGGCAGACCGCGCCACUAGGCGCUCCCCGCGGCUCCCACCCGGCGGCGGCGGCGGCGGCGGCGGCGGCGGCGGCGGCGGCCGCGAUGGUUUCAGACGCUGAAGGAUUUUGCAUCUGAUCGCACGGCAUUUCAAAGGCAGAGGCCCCCCCUCCCCCUUCCCCCCUCCCUCGCCGUCUUUGUUUCCUUCCCCCCCAGCUCUCCCCACUCCCCCCACCCCACCCCCCUCUCCUCUCCUCCUCCUCUUUUUUAGAAGCCGCGAUCGGAGAUGGAUGUCUCUCUUUGCCCAGCCAAGUGUAGUUUCUGGCGGAUUUUCUUGCUGGGAAGCGUCUGGCUGGACUAUGUGGGCUCCGUGCUGGCUUGCCCUGCAAAUUGUGUCUGCAGCAAGACUGAGAUCAAUUGCCGGCGGCCGGACGAUGGGAACCUCUUCCCCCUUCUGGAAGGGCAGGAUUCAGGGAACAGCAAUGGGAACGCCAGCAUCAACAUCACAGACAUCUCAAGGAAUAUCACUUCCAUACACAUAGAGAACUGGCGAGGUCUGCACACGCUGAACGCCGUGGACAUGGAGCUCUACACAGGCCUCCAAAAGCUGACCAUUAAGAACUCAGGACUUCGGAGCAUCCAGCCCAGAGCCUUUGCCAAGAACCCCCACUUGCGCUAUAUAAACCUGUCGAGUAACCGGCUCACCACACUCUCAUGGCAGCUUUUCCAGAGGCUGAGUCUUCGGGAAUUGAGAUUGGAGCAGAACUUCUUCAACUGCAGCUGUGACAUCCGCUGGAUGCAACUGUGGCAGGAGCAGGGGGAAGCCAAGCUCAACAGCCAGCACCUCUACUGUAUCAAUGCCGACGGCUCCCAACUGCCCCUGUUCCGCAUGAAUAUCAGCCAGUGUGACCUUCCUGAGAUCAGUGUGAGCCACGUGAACCUGACCGUUCGAGAGGGUGACAACGCUGUCAUCACGUGCAACGGCUCUGGAUCACCUUUGCCCGAUGUAGACUGGAUAGUCACUGGACUGCAGUCCAUCAACACCCACCAGACAAAUCUGAACUGGACCAAUGUACAUGCCAUCAACCUGACCCUGGUCAACGUGACAAGCGAGGACAACGGCUUCACCCUGACGUGCAUUGCGGAGAACGUGGUGGGCAUGAGCAAUGCCAGUGUGGCCCUCACCGUGCACUACCCUCCGCGCGUGGUGAGCCUGGAGGAGCCGGAGCUGCGCCUGGAGCACUGCAUUGAGUUCGUAGUGCGUGGCAACCCGCCGCCCACGCUGCACUGGCUGCACAACGGACAGCCGCUGCGGGAGUCCAAGAUCACCCACGUGGAGUACUACCAGGAGGGCGAGCUGUCCGAGGGCUGCCUGCUCUUCAACAAGCCCACCCACUACAACAACGGCAACUAUACGCUCAUUGCCAAAAACCCGCUGGGCACAGCCAACCAGACCAUCAACGGCCACUUCCUCAAGGAGCCCUUCCCGGAGAGCACGGAUAACUUUGUCUCUAUUUAUGACGUGAGCCCCACGCCCAUCACUGUGACCCACAAACCGGAGGAAGACACUUUUGGGGUGUCCAUAGCGGUGGGACUUGCUGCUUUUGCCUGCGUCCUGUUGGUGGUUCUCUUUAUCAUGAUCAACAAGUAUGGUCGACGGUCCAAAUUUGGAAUGAAGGGGCCCGUGGCUGUCAUCAGUGGCGAAGAGGACUCAGCCAGCCCACUGCACCACAUCAACCAUGGCAUCACCACGCCCUCAUCGUUGGACGCUGGGCCGGACACGGUGGUCAUCGGCAUGACCCGCAUCCCGGUCAUUGAGAACCCCCAGUACUUCCGUCAGGGACACAACUGCCACAAGCCAGACACGUAUGUGCAGCACAUUAAGAGGAGGGACAUCGUCCUGAAGCGGGAACUGGGCGAGGGAGCCUUUGGGAAGGUCUUCCUGGCCGAGUGCUACAACCUCAGCCCGACCAAGGACAAGAUGCUCGUGGCCGUGAAGGCCCUGAAGGAUCCCACCCUGGCUGCCCGGAAGGAUUUCCAGAGGGAGGCUGAGCUGCUCACUAACCUGCAGCACGAGCACAUCGUCAAGUUCUAUGGGGUGUGUGGUGAUGGGGACCCGCUCAUCAUGGUCUUUGAGUACAUGAAGCAUGGAGACCUGAACAAGUUCCUCAGGGCCCAUGGGCCAGAUGCUAUGAUCCUUGUAGAUGGGCAGCCACGCCAGGCGAAAGGCGAGCUGGGGCUCUCCCAAAUGCUCCACAUCGCCAGUCAGAUCGCCUCAGGCAUGGUGUACCUGGCCUCCCAGCACUUCGUACACCGGGACCUGGCCACCAGGAACUGCCUGGUGGGAGCCAAUCUGCUGGUGAAGAUCGGGGACUUUGGCAUGUCCAGAGAUGUCUACAGCACCGAUUACUACAGGGAAGGGCCAUGCCAGAAGGGCCCGAUCAGCGUGUCAUGGCAGCGGCAGAGACUAGCAGCACCAGCAGCUUCCACACUCUUUAAUCCAUCUGGAAAUGAUUUUUGUAUAUGGUGUGAGGUGGGAGGACACACCAUGCUCCCCAUCCGUUGGAUGCCCCCUGAAAGCAUCAUGUACCGGAAGUUCACUACGGAGAGCGACGUGUGGAGCUUUGGGGUGAUCCUUUGGGAGAUCUUCACCUAUGGAAAGCAACCGUGGUUCCAGCUCUCAAACACAGAGGUCAUCGAGUGCAUCACUCAAGGUCGUGUGCUGGAGCGGCCCCGGGUCUGCCCCAAAGAGGUGUACGAUGUCAUGCUAGGGUGCUGGCAGAGGGAGCCCCAGCAGCGGCUGAACAUCAAGGAGAUCUACAAAGUCCUCCACGCUUUGGGGAAAGCUGCCCCCAUCUACCUGGACAUCCUCGGCUAGCGGCAGCUGGCGGUCACGGACGCAUACUCUGUGGCUUCCCUCUCCUGGCCUCACAUUGCCCCUCGUCCACCUCACACUCCUUUCUUCCAUCCUGACUGAAGCGAACAUCUUCAUAUAAACUCAAGUGCCUGCUACACGUACAACACUGAAAAAAAAAGUGAAAGAAAAAACCCUGUAAGGCAGUUUGGCGAAUAUAUAUAUAUAUAUAUUUAUAUAUCUAACUAUCUAUCUAUAUCCACAGAGAGAUACCUUCUCUAAUACAGAGAGAAACUGCUGAUACAGAAACCAUAAGACUGUAACAACAACUCAGAAAAUCUUAAAUCUUAUGAACACAAAUGGAAGUUCCCUUUGACUGAAGCUGGGGCCCGUGGUUCUCCGGCUCUGGCUUUUCGGGGCCGAAGACCUUGAUGACGCAGAGACGGUCUUUAAGCCGGGACGGGAGGAGAUGGGGUGCAGUGCGAAUCAGCGCCUGCACAGGUGCGCUACCCUCCCCUGCCCCCGAGGUCUGCACAGGCGCGUCGGCUGACCUCGUCCACUGCACUCAGGAGGCAGCAGGAAGUAACACCGGCCCCGGGGGCCUCUGGAAUGCCUCACGUCUCCACUGACUAUUGCUCCACGCCUUCCCCCUUUCCUCCACUUCAAGGCAAUUCUCCAAUUUGUCCGUUCUAGAAAGUAGAGUCCUGAUGCUUUUGGAAAUCAACGAGGGCGUCUACCACUAAACACUGGAAAAACGACGUGACCCAAAAUCAUGGUGACAAUGGACCACAUCCGUCUUGGGUGUAAACCAUGCUCAAGUUCCUUCCUCAGUUGGAAAGAGAUGUGCCAUCUAUUCUCUGAACAUCAAGAACUGGACGUUCUGGACUUAACCACAGAAGAAAAAGCUGAAAUUUGAACCCUCCAUGUCAAGGCACUGCCUCCCACCUUUUCCUCGCUGGAAAGACUCCUUGGCCUCACCUCCCACAUUCAGGCCUUUGGGGGAGUUUGGGGGCAUAGGGAACACCCCCCAUGUUGCCUGUGAAUGUGGACACAGCAGGCUUCCAAUAGCAGGAGACUUCGUUCCUCGUAGGUCAUUAUAAGAUGUGCCCCUCUGUGUCAUCUGUUUCUCGUCCUGCCUGCCCUAGAUCCUCAGCCCCGACCUUCUGGGCUUCUCGCAUGUCCCAGGGAAACCUCACUGCCAAGGAAGGAAGCCCGGACUAGCGACAGUGUGGGGCAGUGCUUAUUUCAGAGAGCGAGGCCGUAGACUGGGCAUGAGCCUGCAGGGGAGAAUCUAUUUGGCACCUGCACCGGCCCCUUGGCAUUCUCCUCACGUUUCCAGCCCCUGGAAGGAUUGAUGCAUCUGCCUCUGAGCUUGCUGUGAACGCUCAGGGGCUGAAAAAUCGCUUUUGUGGGCUGGGGUGGGGGAGGGGCCGAGGCUCCUCCGGGAGGCAUCCACCGUGUGGCCACGGCCACAGGCUUGGCAUCUUAAUGAGGACGGAGCCCUGACCAGGGAGAGAGAAUGAGGCUUCUGGGCUGGGGUCCUGGCCGCUGCUGUCGAGGCCUGUCACAGGGGCAGAUCCCUGGGCCUCCUGAACGCAUGACCACGAAAUGCCCCUGGAAGGCAACGGCCUGGCCCCAUGGAGCCCUCCUGCUGGAGAGAAGACAGGACCCUCUCAGCUCACCCCAAGCACAGAGCUCCCUAACAGACCGGCCUUCGCCCCCCGGGAGCCUCGGGGUGGGCAGGGGCCGGGGGGCUCUGGCCUGGGCCCUGCCCUACCAGCGUGAGGGGCUGUGGGUGGCUUGAACGGCCUGGUCAGCUGCAGCACGGGCAUCCCUGUGGGGUUCAGAACUAAAUCCUGUGUUUGUGGUUUUGCUUCCUUUUUUUUUUUUUUUUUUUUUUUUAAGACCAACAAAUGUUUUUAUUCAAAUAGAAAAGAGCUGUGUCAGGACUGCCAGCCUCAGUUGGGAGUCGGGGAAUCAGUGAGGCCACUCAGCUGGGCCGGGAGGGGACCCGGAGUUCGGUGUGGGUCUGGCGCUGUGCGGGCCUCCCAACCCUGAGGACUGUUGAGGAGAGCUUGGUGGAUCGACCACAUCAGAGGAACCCUUUGCUGUCCUAUGGCCAUUAUCCCACCUGUCUUUCUGCCUCAAGCCCUGGGUCUCUUCUGGGCCUGCUCUUGCAGGAUGAGCUAUGGAUGCAGUCUAGUGUUGAGCAAGGUGACUGAGGAAAAGCUGUCCAUGGAGGGAGGGCCUUGAGGGGGAAGGGUCUUCUGGUUAGAUGGGAGGCUCCAAGGCUCCUGUUGCUGCCAAAACAGACCCCAGAGAGUCUCCCCAGCACAGACCCUGCGUAGCUUCCAUCUCACAGGCUGUGUUUCUAGAACCUCACAGUCACUGAUAAGCUGGGAAGAUGGGGGCAUGGGAAGGGGUUGGAGGCCGGGGGCGGGGGCAGCUGGGAAUGAGGAACAGGCGAGGCUUUCGACACGGGGCGCUAAGGCAUCCCAGCCUAAGGGGAGAAGCUAGUUCCUUUGGGAAUAAGGAGCCGUGAAGGAGACCGAAGUCAGACUGCAUAGGCCCUCCACUGUGCUGGCCAUGGGGACACGUCUUGGUCACGUCCACUGUAAGCGGCUGCCUCUCUGAAGAGUAGAGGAACGAAGGGUGGCCGAGCAAGGGGGAGUAGAGAGGGAUCACCGGCUUUCUUCCUCCCUGGUUGUGCUCUCUGUGCAGAGUCUACGUGUCGACUUUAUGUCAAGGCGGGUAAAAGAAUAGGGUUUUGGAGGGUGAGGGAGGCAGAGAGGAGGAGCAGCCCAGGGCCCUGGGGGCAAGCAGGGGACAUUAUUCCUCCUGUGGUGGGAAGCGCUGUCUCAGUCUCCUGAGAAAUGAGAGGUGCCUCUUCAUCUCUGGUCGCUUCAGGGUCUGACAUGUUUCGAUUCUCCCAGUGCGGACUCACUGUGCUGUGUGGUUCUCCAUAGCACCCCGGGAGGCCAGGGGGGCCCUCCUCGGGGCAGCUGCCCCUGGGGGCUCGUGGGCCUGUGCACGCGUGGGUCCCGUGGGACAUUCCUCUCCUUCUUGGUGCCUCUGUCACCGUGCGAAGCGUCUGAGGUGACUUUCGGCCCACAGGGUGCAUUUGGUCUUGUUCCCCAUCCCCAGCCUCUUUGCAUACCCAGGAAGUGCUGGCCAAGGUCUGUUUAUCUAUUUAUUUUCAAAGCGCUUAAUGUGGUUAAAUGAGUCUUAAAAUGACAUCCCAUCAGCCAGUGUGGCCGCCCCAGUCCACCCCGCUCUCACACCUCCCCACCAAAAUUCACAGUUUAAAAAAACAUGCUAGAGCAGCUCUCAGGGUGUGGCUGGAUGCAGAUGCCACCUUCCCCCCCCCCACCCCGGUGAACUUUGCAGGGAGCUCCACGUCACCCAGACUGACCUCCCAGCCAUGUCAUCCUCACCUGAUCCCCUCCUGGACCGAGUGACAGUGGCCUGCUUGUGGAGGCCACUUGGAGUAGAGAGGCAUGGCCAAGGGUCUUCCCCAUUCUUGACUUUGGACAUGAACCAGAUGCUGCCCUCUUAUCAUAUCCCUGGCCCCUGAGUGGGUCUUGAGACUCACUAAGCCUUCUCUUGCUAACAGACGAGGACUUGUGUUCCUUCACUCAGCAGAUGAUGGACAGAUAGAUCAUCCCUGAAGUGAGGCUUCCCACUGGAGGCAAAGGAGGCUUGGGCCUCCUGGUUGAACCUUACCAUUCUUCUCUAGUGAUGCUUACUUUGUGGAAUAUACUAGUGCAAAUAUUUCUGGUGCUAAAUACUACAGAAAUCAACACUAACAGGAGAGCUGACAGCCAGCUUCUGGGGCUGCAUGAGACUCCCCUGGAAAGUGUCCCUACAUGCUGGGACAGUAGAGGAUGCCUGGGAGCUGGGGUGGGAGCAUGCAGUGGUGUGGAAAGCCUGUUGGGCUUUGCUUCUGGUUACCCAGGUACCUUGGCCAGGUCCCUGAAUCAGAGUAUCAGAUUUCUCAUCUGAGACAUUUAAGAGGUUAGAAUAGAUAUCCUUAGGGUCCCUCUCAGUUUAAAAAAAAAAAAAGUCUGUUCUGGUCCCACCUUUUUGUUUUGUUUACUUGCUUAUUAGAAAUAAGAGAGAAAAUGAAAGGCAGGUAAAGAAGGGGGGGAGGGAAAGUCACCGAGGGCAAGAAACUGAUUAUAGAAGGCAAACAGGGAAGACUCCAUGACUGUUAAGUUGGAGGGAGGUUGAUGGGGGGAGCCAGGCCCACCAGCUCUCCAGCCGCGGCCCGGUCCCCGAGGCUGACUUCCACAGGCUCUCCUCCUCAGCUUGCUGGCUUCUCCAUUUAACACUGACAUGCCCUAAGCUGGCAGAAAGGAUCCCAAGAUAGGGAGACAGGCCCGCCCCCCGCUCGUGCAGACUGCUGGCAGUCUGAUUUCAAAACCCGACAGAUGUUUCUCCUCACGUGCUAUUUCAAGGGGUAGGAAGUUGGAAAGAGGGCAGCAUUUUAAGUUGUGGACUCUUCACCAAAGUCCUUUUCCCUUCCGGGAUGCUGAAUGGUGUCCUUGCUCCUCUUUCCCAAGCCAAACAGCAGCAGUAUUAUUUAUCGGAGGUGUGGUUAUUGAAGAAGGCAAUCUUGGGCUUUGGGAUCACGCCUGUGCUUCGCUUAGAGUCUGGAGCAAAGAAACAUCUAUAGUUCUUGGUUGAAUGAGCCCCUGUACCCACGGUCUAGAGGACUGCCCUCAAAUGCCCCUGGGUUUGGCCAUUGUCAGCUCUGCCGGAGCCGACCAGCUUGAAUAUUGGAUGGCAUUUGUCUUAGAGCAAGAAAUGGCACCUUCAGCCCAGGGCUUGGUGCUGUAGCCACAUUGUUUUUGGUCCCUGGUGCGCCAGACUUUCCUUUGAUACCAAAUAAAAUGUUUUGGCCAACACUUACUAGGUUUUAAAGGGAAAUUCCAAGUAUUUGUAUCAUUUUUAAGGUAUCAAUAUAGACUCCAGAAAAUGUUUUGGGAUUGCUGAACAGUACUGGUAGCAUCAUCCGAGGGGAAAUGUAGGCCCCUAUAUAUUGUAUGCUUGUAUCUUUAUCUUUAAUUGGACUGGCUUCAUUGAAAGUCUGCUUGGAUACCUUGAUGCUUGGUCUCUUUGAGCCUUACAUUCCUCGGGGAUGAGAUAUCCAGAGAUGGCCUGGCUUAAGAGAGCCCAUCAGAGAGAUGCUAUUGGGAAAUAGGUCAUCUUGUAAAAUUUGAUCGUUGGGUGCUCCCUGAAUCAAAUUAUGCUGGUGAAAACAUUCUGGACAUCUGAAAAUCUCUCCUCCUGGCAGUCUGAUAGAUGGCCAUGCAGGAAUGAUUUCUACCACACCCCGUUUGGGGGUCGGCAUUGAAUUCACCUGGACUGCAGGUACAACCACCUCCUAGGAUGGAUGGGACAGAGAGAAUGUGAGAUGUUGAUAAUACUCUUUUGGAAAGGUGACUGUGGUGGAUGUGGUGAACAUUUGUGUCACUAUUUGGGGGGUUAGGCCUUUUGCUGUGAGCAUAGGCUGUUCCACCCUAAGGAUCUGGAUCUUGGCUUCUGAUAGAGUCUCUGUUUCCCUGGUGCAAUCUCCUCAAGCAUAGUUUCUUUAACCGACCUCCACAAUUCUAUACUUUGCAACAAGAGACGUCUCUCGCCCAAGUCUCGGCAUGCCAACAUAGACAGUUUCCGAUUUCACAAGGAGAUCUGUGAAGAUUGAGGGUCCCCUCAAAAUACUUGGAAUUCUUGAUCAGAAUAAUAAAAUUCGGAUUCUCCUUCCUCUUUAGCUAACUAAGUUCCAAAUUUAAAACAAGGUCCGGUUUGAUAUUUGCAGUAGGGAUGAUGUCUUAACCCAGUGUGUUGAGCUAUUUCCCGUCAUACAGAGGCAGGACAGUAAGCUCUGUUAAUUUUUUCUAAUCACCAAGGUAAUCAUCACUUUGUGUGCAGUGCCAUGGCCCAAACUUGUAGCUUGCAAGAGAUACUCAUGGCCAACAAAGCUAGAAGUUUCUAGAUGUAACAAGAUAACACAGAUCUGAGUCAAAACCUAUUCAGCAUCUAUUUCUGAGAAGUGCCUUGGCACUCAGGAGUCUUGCUUUUCGGCUUGACAUAUUUUGAGAAGAGUUGGUUUCUUCUCACUUUAGACGAUGGCCAAUUUAGAUGUCCUUCCCCAAAGUCCAAAGGAAGAUCGAGAGCCCAGAUAUCCACUGUAUUCUCUGACAUUCUUUUGGAUGCAUUUUCCCAAAAGUCCAAUGGGAAAUGUAAGUACUCAAGUCUAGGUCUGGUAGUUAUUCUUUCACUUAAGAAGAGUAUAUACUCAAAUGAAUAGCUCCCUUCAAUGUUGUGUUUCUUCCUCGGAGAACUCUCUAUGCUCUAUCUCCACUUAACAGCUAUGUGACAUUCAGCCCAUGCCUCUGAGCCCACCUCUGGAGUGAAUAAAUAAACCUGGUCCAGGUGAUUUGAUUUCUGCUUUCUGCAGAAGAGAAGUAAAUCUCAGUCAAGAAGAUUUUCUUUCACUUUUAUGCUUUUUAUGUUUUCUUUCUUUUUUUUUUUUUCCUUUUGGCUCUAUCCACUUGCUUCCAUAGGACUGACAUUCCAGCUUCUCAAACUCCAUAAGUCUUAAUGUGAGGUGAACUCCAGGACUACGAAUGGUUAGGACUUCAAACAGUGAGAAAAUUGGCGCUGAAUGAUUCGGCACACAAAGCAGAAAACCUUCAUUUCCUGCAGGCAGGAUGGAAUUGACUGUUAUAUUAAGACUUGUGAAGGAGCCCUGCCCCGGAGUAAUUUUGGUGCUGUCAGACAACGUUGACAUCUAGAUUAACCUCUGUGCAGUGAAGUUUACUGCAAAACUCGUUGAGAUGCAAGUGUUGUAUCUCCACAAAUCCCAUCUGGAACUCUCGGUGGCCCACCCUCAGCAAACCCCCAUCCCUUCUCCACCCACUGCUCACUCCAUCCAUGAACUUUUAGUCUCCAGGAGCAGAGAAGCCAGGACUGGGAUCUGACCUCAGGAGAGGGAGUUUUCGACCUUUCUGUGACCACAGUGCUGAGCCAGACUUUCUGCUCAGUGGGAGUGACAGUGGAUGUCACUGUCUUGGUUUUCCCUGGGGGAACUGCACAUCAAGGCAUGAAAGCUACUCUGCUGAUGACAAACAGCUUUGCAGCAUAUCUCGAUGCUGCACAAAGUGAAAUGGUUUAUAAAGAAUUAGUGCACCCUGCAUCAGUGAGCCCUGCUCUGCUCCCCUCCCUCCUCCAGUCCAGCAAAUCUAGGUGUGGGUGCAACAGAUUAGGAUUGUAUCCAGGUGGCCAGGGCUGGGGUGGUGGUGGUGGUGGGGUUCUAAUGGACAAAGGACUUGCCCUGGGUCUCUGCAGGUGUUUCCUAUGUUCUUUAUGAGAGAGGCAGUCCCAGCUCCUUCUUCUCCUGGUUGGGACAGAGUGUGUAUCUGUUGUCUAAGCCCUGGCUUGUCAGCUCUCUCCUUAUGGGGUGGUGGGCUCCAGCGGGACCCAAACCCUUCAGCCAGUGGAAACCUCAAAGCUGAAAUGACAACUUCUCUACAAAUGAAGGCUAUUAAUUACAUCAAAAGUCUUGAGAAAAGCUGUUCCCAUAUAUUCAGACUCCUCCACCUUCAGACUCCUUAGAGAGGCUCUGCAUCAUCACAAGUGUCUUGGGAAGCUUACCUCGGGGUUUGAGAAUACCGUGAAGUCCAGAGAACAUAUUUCUCUGGGGUUUUCUUGAUUCUGAUUUUCUCUGAAAUUGUUUUUCCUACUUUGCCUCUUGCCUUGAAUAUGAGUAACAAUCUCCUUGUAUGUUCUUAGAUAUUUCUUUAGGCGAAAUGAAAGCUUCCAGCUCAAGGACAUUAUGGUUGUUGACUGGGAAAAAUAGAUUUCUGGGCCAAAUAAUGUCACAGUCAUCUAGAGGCAAGCCUGAUGACUUUAUUUAAAAGCAAUUAUAAGUGUUGUGUUUUGUUCUAAUGCUCAAGUUUUCAUAGUGCAAAUGAUAUUCCUCUUUCAUUUUCAUUAGUUACCAUACUUGUGUACACGCUUACAUCUGCACACCCCCCCAACAUGCAAAUGCAUCUAUAUUCCUCUUGCUCCAAUAUGCUCCAACAAGCCAAUGUGACCUUUGUGUUUCUUCCACUGAGCCUGUGUGCAUGUGUGUGCAAAUAUGUGUACUCCCGGCAUGUGGUUUCUUAAACUUAUAUAUAGCUCCUCUCUUUUCUUAAAUAUCACACAGCCUUUGAUUUUCUCCACUAGGGAUCAUUUAUGGAGUUAGGGUUUUUUCAAAGGAGGCUAAAUCCUAACUUUUCAGAACCUUCAUAUUUAAAGGCUGGAGUAGUUUUCUCAGAGAAACACAAAACCAAACCAAACCUUGGUGUGGAUUUUAUUUAAUUAACUUUGGGGGUGGGGGUGGAGAAGCACUGAAUUUUGGCUUGAAGAAUACAUGCUAAGUACAGGUACCAAUGUGAACUAGUUCCAGCAGAUUCCUGAAGCUAUCUUGGAGCUGAAGCAAUUAGGUAGAAAGCUCAAACAUUCAGAUUGAAUCAGAACUUGAUGGGAAGGGGUCCGAUUUUCCCUGGGAAGGUUAGAUGUUCCGCAGGACAUGGAAGGCGUCCCGGGUCAGAAGUGAGCAGGCUGAACUGGGUAUUAUUUGGUGGGUGACUGUGCACAAGUCACCUCAAUUAUCCAUCCCAAGGUGGAAGUGUCCUUAGUAAAAUGGGGCAGCUGGCCACUAGUUGCAGACUAGCCCCUUCUCUGGUUCCAGUGACCGGGCAAGCUGGUCUACUUCACCCACUGCUCCGACCAGCCAUCAGAAGAUAAAGCAUACUUUCUCAAGUCUCCUUGAGUACAAGUGUGCACACCUCCCACCCUACAGAGUCACCCCCCCUUCCCAUCUUGUAGUCAGUUCAUCUCUUGCACCUGCCGUGGAAAGCCGUCCAAACUCUGAACUCCUCUGGUCCUUCUGUUGUCCCCCACUCCACCCUUUAAAGGCUGGCUUUUAUCUCUGAAAAGUCAGGGGAAGCCCUCUGGGCGCAUCUCCCUCUUUCCUAGCUUGAGCAUCAGCCCCACUUGUGAUGGAGCCCGGGUUUCUGGAGAAGAAAACAGUGUGCUCUCGCAGCCAUCCCUCAGUCUUUUUCCAGCUCCGUGGACCAAGUGAUUAGCUCCUCAUUAGCACCUCAUCAGUUGCUCUUGCACAGCAGACUCUGGGACAACAAGCCUAUUAGAAGUCAUCCCUUCCUUCCGGCUGGGUUGGGAAAGGAGAGCCUGCUACAAACGGCUUUUCCUUCUAAUUUCUCUGGCUCUUUUUUUUCUGGCUGUUAAGUGUACUGAUAAAUGAUAAACCAUGGUUUUCUUUUUUGUUUUCAAGGAGCAUCACAUGUCAGCAAAGUGUUUAUUUAUUUAGUGGAGUGGCUAUAAUAUUGACACAAAGAUUUGCAGCAUCUAAAUCUUGAGGGGGAUAAGAGGCUUUUUUCUAUCAAAUGAGAUCUUUACUGUGAUAGCACAAGAAAGGUUUAUACCAUAAGAACAGAAAUGAACCUGAGAACACACUCUCUUCUUUCGGGAACAAUGAAGUAGAAGGAAUCACCAGAGAAAUCACCGGGACACUAGAUCCUCUAUUCCACAGAUCAUUAUGUAUCAAUAGAUGCUUCAACUCUGUCCUUGACAUGGCUCUGAAAACACAAUAAUGAACUACGAUUGACUAUCCACAUUUACUAUUAAGAACAAAUUCAUCAUGUCUACCCCAACCCCUAUUUUUAAAAAAUACAUAAUUUUUUUCAUAACUCUGGGGAUGGUUCAGUAUUGUUGUUUCUUUUCUUUUCUUAUCCUUCUAAUAUUUUCAAUGCAAUUUCUAAUGGUUUUCACUUUUAUUUCUUUAGGAAAGACAGGUCUAUUUUAAAUACUGUCUAUGAUCAAAUGGCAAGUGAGGUGGAGGGAUAUGCUCAGCCUAGGAGACAGUAGACCUCUGAGCUCUGCUUCCUGCUGAAAAACAUUAUCCCUUCUGUACAUCAGUUUCUUAGUCAACAACAACAAAAAGCUGCUACCAACCCCCUUCCUGUCACAGAGGGUUCUAGUAAGCACACAAUGAGGUCAUAGCUGUCAAAGUGCUCUGUGAGCACCACAGGACCCCUCGAAUAGGUAGACCCCACUCUCUGGCAGUGAGUGUUGCAAAUAGGCUUGCUGGUACUGAGCUGUGAGCUGCUCUGGAAUGUGUCUUGUUUUGAGGUGCACAAGCAGCUUUUCCUUCAAAUUUCUUAAAUCCCCCCUGCAGUUUAGUUUCUAGAUUAUAGCACUGGUGUGUUCCUCUAUGAGUGGCCAUCGAGCAUGAGAGGUGGUGAAUACCUUUACAGAAAUACAAGCAGAAAGAGGAUGGUUUGCCCAUUUGGCUUUGUCACCGAAGAAGGAUUGUUGGUAGGUUUUGUUUUUAAGCCUGGAACGCUGAACAUUUUAUAGCAAAAUGGCAUCUCCUGCUGCAUUUAACUCCGUAUCAUCCAUUGUUGAUUUUAUGAGAUUCUGUAGAUUUAAAUGUAGUGUUUUUUAACUGAAGACUAUAUGAAGCUUCCUUUAUAAAUUGGGUGGUAAAACUAAUCUUGCAGGAAGCACCCGAAAUGAUAAUGAUCCUGAAGCGGUAUUACGUUCAUUUUGGGGCCAGCAUUUUGUACAUGGGAAAAUAACCUUAAGAUGGAAUGAACUGCUUGAGUGAAGACCAAAUGCUAAACCACACUUCUGAUAGCCUUGAGCACCAACAAAUAAGUGUGAGUGGGAUUCCCACUGAGAAAUGCAUCUGGUUGAAAAUGAACCUCCCCCCUCCCAACAGUAAAUCCAGAGACCAGAUUGCCGAGGUUACAACAGUGAAGUCAUUUACAGCCCCUAAAAAAAUCCCAGGUGUUUGCAACAUCAGCCGCUAUUUUAAGUACCUUGCAAUGGUGACUACUUGGCAAGUUGAAUCUUUAGAGUGUGAUAUCCUUUAGAUCUUCAAGCCACAACCAGGUGUGAUAUAACUGAGAGCUGUGUGUGAUUUAAAAAAAAAAGAAAGAAAGAAAGAGAAAGGUUUUGCUCACUCUGGAGAGGAAUCAGAAUAAAACCGAGUACCUGAAAUCCUAACAAAUCCACACAUACUUUGCUCAAGUUUAGGCUUCUCUUUUCUCUUUUUACCUUGAGCUCAAUUUUUGUUUGUUUUAUAUAGAAAAACCACAUCUCCAUGCUGGAACUCUGUGCAGAUGAUUUUCUCCCUGGAGCUGUCCAGCAGACAGAGAACAUUUCAGCUUUCUUUGAAAUGAGAGUCCAAAUUGGGUUAUGACUAGGAUUUUAAAUUAUGGUGUGAAAUUGGAGAAGGCAAACUGGUUCAGGGCAGUGUUCCAUAAUUCAUUCUGAUAAUCCUGAAGAGAUGACCUCCACAGUACUGUGAAGGCCUGCCUCGAACAAGCCAUUUCAGUGUGUAACUUCCUAGUGACAAGGCUGAUUACUUAAGGAUUUUCAGAGGUAUUGUUCGAGAAAUAACUCACUGGAUAUGGAAAAUUUGAUGUAAUAUGUUAACAAGAACAAGAAGAACCUAUUUUAAUUUUUUUUUUUUUACUUUCCUCUCUCUGAGAAUUUAGACUUUCUUGGGGGCCAUUGGAAUAUUUCCUUUUUAAGGCUGGAAAAGAUUGAUUAUAGUUCAUGUCUGAAAGCAAAGUUUACCCCAAGCCCAGUGUAGUUGGAGGCAACCAAAAAUGACCCAUGUUAAUUUUCUAUGGCCCCACAGAAUCAAAGACACUUCUUGUUUAUGUGUGUGGACCAUAGCGGGUGAGCUCAAGGGCAUUGUCAAAAUGCAAUGAAAAGAAAGCAAGUUGGGACAAGAAAACUCUCACUUUGUGAGAGAAAACAGCAGUCCUGCUUUCUCUGGCAAAGAUUUGUGUACUGUUAAAGGAAGAAUCAUGUUCUUUCUCAAGUAGGUUUCACUUUCUGAGAUGGUGUGUGUGUGUGUGUGUGUGUGUGUGUGUGUGUGUGUGUGUGUUGGCUGAAAGGGGGGUGUAUGGCCAGUUAAGAAGUAGUUAUGAUUAUGAGUUUAGAACUUCUCUUGAGCAUAGUAAAAGCUCUGUUCAGUUUCUCAGAAUAUGACACUAAAAUUAGGGGUGGGGAGGAAUUCAGGAACCGAUGUUCCAGUGUGUGGUAAAGUUUUACCCAAAUAUUUCCUUCAGGAACUUUUAAUCACAGCAAGCCAAAUCAAUCCCGUGUCUGUAAUUAGUAUCAGGAAAAAGAAGUCAGCAGACAAUUUCUGCAGUCCCUCAUGCUGCAUCCAUUUGUAGGCUUCUUUUCUGAGAGCUGGGGGUCCUUGAAUCACAUGAGGGAAUAUGCUAGUAGGGACUGAAUGGGAAGGUAGUUUGGAUGAGCUUCCCCACCAAUAUUAUGGCAAUGCAUUAACUCUGUCCUGCAGGAAAACUAGGGUCACUUCAGGGCUACUUUCAUUUAAAAUGGCAUAAAAAGGGACACUCAAAACAUAUUUGGGGACCCACCACCUAAAGUCAGCCUCUGCUGAAAGAGUUUUCGCUUUGAUGAAGGCCCAAUUUCGGGCCUGCCAUUGAUUCCUGGGUAUCUGAUUUCAGCACCAGGGACAGCAAACACCUCCCUCAAUUGAACCAACGCCUUCUAUCCUGAUUGGCCUUCCAAGCAAGGAAGGCUAGGUUUUUCCUUUACUUCUUAUCCACUGGGGCCUCAAUCUGCAAGACUUUAUUCUUAAGUUCUGGUGCUUACAUCUUUUAUUUAGUUCUGAGCCUAGUGGCUUAGCUGUUUCUGUCACAUUCUCGACUUGCUAACAAAUGAUGGGGGUUGGACUAACACAGCCAAGUCUCCUGGCUCAGAGGAGUAGAAAGAAAGACACUUAGACGUGAGUGGAGGGCACGCUUUGGCAGAGGAAGCCCCUGUGGAAAAUCUUCACGUAGCACCGUUGACUUGGAAAGUCCCACGUGGGGGACUGAUAAUUGGCAAUUCCUUCCUUUUUUAAAAAAUGUCUGCACAGUUCCCACGAUGUACGAGUCUAUGUUUCAUUCUGUGUGCAUUGUAGGCAAUAUUUCACAGGAGUCGAACAGAAGCUAUGACCUUUGGGGACAGAAAAGGGGGCAGGGAUGCUGUUGGUAGGCAUUUUGGAGACCCAGGGCGGGGCACUGCUUUGAAUGUCAGCAGCCGCCCUUCCGUCCUGAGUCCUAUUCAGCAUCUGACUUUACCUUUAAGACUGCAAAUGGCUUCUUAAAGCCUUCAUCAGGCCAGACUGAAGGGGUGCCCUGGGAAAAUGAGCAUAAUAGAAGCAAAUGCUUUCCCUUUGUGUUGUGAUUGGCCAGCUGUCAUUUAGCACAGUAGUGCAUAGACUUGUCUUAGAGGUAGCAUUGUCUUCUCUUAACUAACAAGCUGUGUCCUCCUCACUUUUAUCAGGAUGGCUUCAGGGCUGGAAAAACAAGACAGUGACUGCAGAUUUCAUCUUAAACACUGUCUUCUAUUUCACAGAUGUUAAAUAAAUUCCAUUUCAAUUGCCUCUGGACCAUCCAAGGCUCUUAACACUCCCCCAGUACCCUCUUUUCUAUUCCUCCCCCCGCCACCUUCAGUGUUGCUUAUCAUAAUUCAUAACAUUUAGUGGUCUAUGACCAUAACAGAUUCUUUUUAGGGUAAACCAAGUGGUAGAUAGCAGCAAUCUAGAGCCAAUUCUCACAGGAACAAGUUCAAAGAAACUGAUUUUUAACCUUGCAGUGGGUCUGAGGAGAAGCCAUCGUUCCCCUCCAUGACUUGUCCUCUUGAGGGUGUCCCAAUCCAGUGCUCACACUUGCCAUGCAAAAAAGGCAGAGUCAAUUCUCUAUUCGAGUCAUUUAGGAUGGAGGAGCUUUGUUUUGUAUUGAAAUCAAGGAUCAAUCUUAGUUUAGAAAGAAUGUGUAAAUGAAAGACCAACAGCUAUAGGAAAGCUCGAUAAGAGAAAUUUUCUUUCCUUAAAACAGAGAGGAAGGAGUUGCAGAUUGGUGGGAAAUAGAUGAUCCACUGGCCAGAGAGAAAUGUAGUCUGAGACUGGAGAUACAGAAGCAGACAUCUUUAGAGGUAGAGGUGAUGCCAAUGAAAGCCUCAGGAGGGAACAGGCCAGAGAAUAAAAUUGUAUGGAGGUUCUUGGUACUUUUUUCUGGAAAAUUCCUACAACAUUCAAGGGCACUUCUAGCCCUCUGCCUACUUAGAGGUGAGCUCAGUGCUACUUCUGGGUUCUUAAGGCAAUUGCCCUACAAACACCAAAGUCUUGUAUUUUCCACUGUCAGUCAACACUGGUUGUCUUGAGUGGGAUUAUUUCCCUCUUCCCUAUGUGAAAGGGACUUGUUUUCAGGAGAAGUGUCCUUUAAACAUCCAGCUAAAACUGGAGGUAAUUUUUUGCAUGAAUGGCUUUUUACAGCUAGGUCUAAAGCAGAACAAAACUUGUAUUAAACUAAGUGCUACUUUACAUAUCUUAUUUCAAGGGAAAUGAAGGAUUUAUUGCCAUGUAAAUGAUGUACACUGAUUUGUUUCCUACUGGACAUUACAUGUCCCUUUAUCUUUAGGCUGAUGUUGUGCAGCAAACUUUCAAUAUCUGGAAAAUCAGCUGGUACCUACUUUAGUGCACUAGUAGGAUGUUAUAUUCUCAGAGAAGAAUUUUGCAAAUGAAGUUUGGGUGCUGCUAUAGCUGAUUUUCACCUCUAUCCCUAAGCUUUCUGUACUAAAUAUAUGUAAAGUGAUUAUAUCUUGUCUGAUCCCAUGUGUUUGUGUGUGUUUCCCAAUGUUUAUAUAAAUAUAUUGGCCAUCUGAGGCAUUACUUGGAUUAUGGCAACUGCUGACAGUGGUGUGGAUGGCAUGUGGACAUGUGGUACAUGCACACACUUGUUCUGAGGCCAAGCUAAUCUUACAGAGUUUAGGGGGGAAAAUGUGGCAUGGCUUGGGAAAUGUUCAACAGUAGCUAUAGUACAGCCAAGCCACCAUUCAUGGUGGAGACCUUGACAGUGGCAGAGCUGAGGUGUGCUCAACUGGAUUUUACAUCAUUUAUUUUAAUCUCAAUGGAUUGUUCCUUAGUUCUAUUUAAUGACUUAGAAAUAUUCCAUCAUGAUCCUUGUUUAUUUUUUUCCCCAGGCCACUGGAAAGUGCUGAUCAUGCUUAUUUCCCAUCAUUUGGAUCCCAAAGUUGUUAACUUAAAAUGGGUGACUGAGGUUUUAGUAAACUGGGUUUUACUAAUAGUAACCCCUUCCAUGAGGUACUAUUUUUUUCCAUUCUUUUCCUUUAUGACAAAUAAAUCCAUCAGCUGUGCUAAAUUUAUUUGCAUCCUAGCAAGUCUUGGAGAAUCAAUUUACUUAAAAUGAUUGUAUUUGUCUUUACAGAAGAGGCUCAUGGUCUAAAUAUAAUUCUUAUGUAAAAGUGUCUUUUAUGCAAAAAAUAUGGAUUCUAACUUGGUAAGAUGGCCCCAGGGUAGGGGGGAUGUGUUCUCAGUUGAUAUUAAGGGAUGUGUUGAAAAGGCAAGUGCCCUCCCUUUCUCUAUUUCCCACCCCACCCUACUUUCCUCCCCAACCUCAAAAGAAAACAGAAAAUUAUUUUUUUAAAUUGUAUUAAUAAUUUAUGUUUAAUACAAAAGGAUGAUUUAAUGGUAUCACCAAAGGUCAUUUCUCCCAUUGUGCAUGUCCUUCACUCAGCUCCGUACCCAUCAACCCAUUCUUCACCCUCAUGCUUCCAUCCCAAGGCAAACAUGUGUCUUCAUUAGAAUCUAUCAGUGUUGAAGUUAAACGUGGGGGCGGAGAUUUAACACGAUGACAUUAAUGAAAACCAACCAUUCUUCACUUUCAAAUGGUUAAUUGCUACAAGAAGGCAAACUCUUUUCUUGGUUUUUGUUUAAAAACAUUUUAUACAUAUAUAUGUAUAUAUGUGUGUGUAUGUAUGGACAUAUGUAUGUAUAUGCACAUGUACAUGUAUAUAUGUAUAUAUCCAUCUCCAAUAUAAAUAUAUCAUAUGUGAUAGUUGUAAAUACUUCUUGGUCAUAUGUCUGUCUUCCUCACGGUAUCAUAUCUUCAAUGUUAUGUUAACGACUCCAUUUAUUGAUUGAUGAAAUCGUGUGUAGACCUGUAUCCUCCUGACAUAGUUUAUGUAGGGUCUCUUCUCAAAUAAAGU
Molecule: messenger RNA, 19205 nt
Organism: Zalophus californianus (California sea lion)
Lineage: Eukaryota; Metazoa; Chordata; Mammalia; Carnivora; Otariidae
Gene: NTRK3
Product: neurotrophic receptor tyrosine kinase 3
Exons: 19
Coding region: 531-3122 (863 amino acids)
Biological process (GO): positive regulation of kinase activity; multicellular organism development; cell surface receptor protein tyrosine kinase signaling pathway
Cellular component (GO): signaling receptor complex; axon; plasma membrane
Molecular function (GO): transmembrane receptor protein tyrosine kinase activity; ATP binding; neurotrophin binding
Source: RefSeq, a predicted model, not a curated record